Molecule: messenger RNA, 581 nt
Organism: Pelecanus crispus (Dalmatian pelican)
Lineage: Eukaryota; Metazoa; Chordata; Aves; Pelecaniformes; Pelecanidae
Source: RefSeq, a predicted model, not a curated record
ACAGGCCACCGUCCCCUGUCAACGUGACUGUGACGCAGCUGAAGGCAAACUCUGCCACAGUCUCCUGGGACGUCCCAGAAGGAGACGUGGUCAUCGGCUAUGCCAUCUUACAGCAGCGGCAAGAUGGACAGAUGCAGCGCUUCAUCCGGGAGGUGAACACCACCAACCGGGCCUGCGUGCUGUGGGACUUGGCGGAGGAUGCUGAUUACAUCAUCCAGGUGCAAAGCAUCGGCCUGUAUGGGGAAAGCCAGGCCAGUAAGCGUGUCCACUUCCGCACCCUGAAGGAGACCGACCGCCUCUCUUCCAACAGCUCCAACCAAGGUGACAUCACCAUGGAAGGGCUGGACAAGGACAGGCAGCUGCAGACAGGCGAGAUUAUCAUCAUUGUGGCUGUGCUGCUCAUGUGGGCAGCGGUGAUUGCGCUCUUCUGCAGACAGUAUGACAUCAUCAAGGACAACGACUCCAACAACAACAAGGAAAAGACAAAGCCGUCCUCGGAGCACAGCACACCAGAGCGACCGAGCGGAGGGCUGCUGCGGAGCAAGAAGAAGUCUCCCUCAGUCAAUAUAAUCGAGGUGUAA